Messenger RNA from Caenorhabditis bovis, 1614 nucleotides. Lineage: Eukaryota; Metazoa; Nematoda; Chromadorea; Rhabditida; Rhabditidae. The record is from the annotation of a GenBank genome assembly.
AUGAAGUGCCUCAGUCAGAUAGCGAAUGCCGAUAGCUCGAGCAUGUCGGGUAGUGAAAGAGAUCAGCUGAUCGACAUGUUCGUGGAGGUGAUCAGCUCCAUCAAAGAUGUUGAAGUGAUGUGCCGUCGAAAACACGAAACGGUGGUCUCGUUGAUUGAUUUCAUCACGAUAUUUCACGACAACCAUAGCCAAUUGCUUGAAAAAGAGUUCCCGAAUCCAACUAGAAAUGCUAAAGUGAAAGCUCACCAUUUAAAGGCAAUGACGAUAGUGAAGGAGGCGACAAUGUAUGGGAAUAUUAUUUUGUUCGAUCGUGCUAUUCGAUUUUGGAAUAAUCUUUCGAUUAAGCUGGCCAAUGAGGCUCACAAAUUUGGGGUCCACCUCCAACAUUAUCGGCAGAAUUUGCACGAGGUCUAUCCGGUUCUCAAGGAUCAACUGCUGAGAGUCUCGUUUGAUCCUUCGAAUAAUAACAACGCGGUUAUUCCCACGAUGCUCCCAACCGCUGAAAGUGUGCAAAUUUUGCGCAACACCGUUGAGAAUCUCGAUCGAUUAUUUGAGGAUGAAUCGUCGGUGAAACGUAAUGACGCCAACGCGCUGAUGAGACCGACAUCCGAUGAGGAUGGUGGUGGAAUCUUGAAAGCAAUGGCCAUGCUUCAAUUGGAUUUCGGCGAAAUUCGUCGAAUCGUCGCUCAGAUUCCGCGAUUGCCAACAAAUGCUGACGCCGACGUGGCACAACCGGCAGAGACUUCAACAUCGCCCAUACUUCAAAAAUUUAUCGAUUCAAUGGAACCUGAAUUGAUUAUUGAUGAGGAGAUUUCGAGUAUUCAUCAGGUAAUAAUGAUUGAUGAUAAGGUUGAUGAGGUUGAGACGGAAAAAGUUGUGGAAAAAAACGAGGCUGAAGAAUUUGUUGAAGACGUUGACGAUGACUCGUUCAUAUACAAACGAUGGAUUCACGCAUCGAACACAAUUAUUCCGGAACCAUAUCUUCUCCAGAUUCCCGAGGAAGAGCUGCAAGCGUUGAAGAUGAGCUGCCCGCCCAAAUCCAAAGUGCACUCAAGAACUAUUUCACCGAUCGAGAAGAAGCUUUCGCCGCCGGGAAUGCCGGCGAUCAAGUUUUUUAUGAGGCGCGCAAGUUUGAAUAGGGCUGGCGAACCCGUUUCCAUGUUUCCUGAUGAUCUGAAGCCUGAUGAGCCGAAAAGAGCCUAUUUCUACUUCAGCUAUGCCCGUCGAAGUGGAGCAGUUGCGAGCGGUUCGAUUACCCCGACGACCAGUUCUCAUUCGUCGGAGAGAUGCAAGGACUCAACAGAUGCUACGCAAACCGUCAAAGUCGAUUCUAACGCACGUAAGCGAAAGGUGCUCAAUUGGGAGUCAACAUCGAGCUCCGACGAAGAGGAUCAGAAGAACAAAAGUGUCAAUGAUAGCAGAAAUGUUAAAAUUUUGAAAAAACGACCGGCCGCGUCGUCGAAACGCCUCAAAAUUGAAGUGAAAGCCGGCGAGAUAUCAAAAGCGGCGAAACCCGAAAUGAAACGAGCCGACAAUCCAUCGAAAAAAGGACAUGAGGUCUCAUCGUGCUUGACGGAACUCCUCAAUUUGGCGGGAAACUCGGUAACCCUUUGA